Homarus americanus (American lobster) is the source of this 1037-nucleotide messenger RNA. Its product is annotated as tRNA dimethylallyltransferase-like. Lineage: Eukaryota; Metazoa; Arthropoda; Malacostraca; Decapoda; Nephropidae. The record is from RefSeq and is a predicted model, not a curated record. Gene Ontology annotation, molecular function: tRNA dimethylallyltransferase activity. Gene Ontology annotation, biological process: tRNA modification. Gene Ontology annotation, cellular component: mitochondrion. The coding region runs from base 31 to 969 and encodes 312 amino acids. The transcript has 4 exons.
CGAGCUGCGCCGUCAGCUGAUGGAGUCAACAUGGCUUCCAUCUUGGCGAGUACAGCACGGGUUAGUCGUCUACCUGUCGUCGUAGUUUUGGGUGCGACUGGGACGGGUAAAUCUAAGUUGGCUUUGGAAAUAGCUGGUAAAUUUAAUGGUGAAAUAAUCAGCGCGGAUUCUAUGCAAGUGUAUCAUGGCCUUGAUAUAGUGACCAAUAAGGUGACACCAGAAGAGCAGGCACAGGUUCCUCACCACCUCUUGGAUUUUUUGGACCCACUGUCUCGCUACAGUGUCACAGAUUUCCGGAAUGACGCCCUCCCUGUGGUGGAGCGACUCCUUUCUCAGAACAAGAUACCAGUCAUUGUUGGAGGCACCAAUUAUUACAUAGAGUCUCUUCUCUGGAAUGUCCUUAUCGACACAAUACCAGUGGAAAAGGAGGGCACGUCCAGCUCAAAGAAGCUCGUUUAUGAUCGGGAUAAAGAGUUUUAUGCAUCAGCUAAGAGAGAUUCGAAAAGUCAUGAUGCUGAUGAAAGUGUGGUGAAAAAGAGCAGGGUCAGUAGUGAAAGUGCAUGUGGUAGUGAAAGUGACAGUGAUGGUUUUAAGGAAAGUGUCAAUGAUAAUAAUAAUGUCAGAGGUGAUGUGGAAAAGGAGGAGGAGGAGGAGGAAACGGGCACAAAAAGUGAUAAUGGUGUACAAGAUAAAGCACAAGUGAUGGAAAAGGAAAAAAAUGUGCAUAAUAGUGAUGGUAGUGAGUUACCAGUUAAAGGUGUAGUGUGGCAAGACACCGACAUUACAACCGAGGAAUUAUAUCGCCGAUUACAGGAAGUUGACCCGGAUAUAGCUUCACGAUACCAUCCAAACGAACGCAGGAAAAUUAUCAGGUACGGGGCGGUAUGGUGCUGGGGCGUGGUGACAGUGUUGCAGGUGUGUGAAGGUAUCAUUGCAGGUGUGGGAACAGACAGGUCGCUGCCACAGUGAACUGCUGGAGGAACAGCAGCAUCAGGAGGGAGGCUCCAAGCUUGGAGGUGGCCUCAGGUUCCCCCACA